CGACUGCAAGCUUUGGAGAAAAAGCUUGAAGCAUUGCUACAACCAAAAUAUGGAGAUUCUUGGUUCUCAAGCUACUUUUUUGGACGAGAUGGCCUGAAUAAUGGACGAGGCAUUGCAGGACCACCUGGACCUCCUGGAACCCCGGGGAAGGAUGGAAAGGACGGGAAGCCUGGUUCAAAAGGAGAACGGGGAGCUGUGGGGAGGCCUGGUGAUGCUGGAGCUAAAGGAGACAGUGGGCAACCUGGAAAGUCCAGUCGAGGUCCCCCUGGACCUAAGGGAGACCGAGGCGCAGUUGGAAGCCCUGGACAAUCUGGGAAGACUGGAGCAAAGUAUGUUCGUUGGGGCAGAACUUCAUGCCCUAACGCUGCUCAGAUUGUCUACAAAGGAUUGAUUGGUAGCGGUGAUUACCAUCAUGAAGGCGGUGGAGUGAACUACCUCUGUCUACCACGCAGUCCAAAGUAUGACAAGUACCGGAACGGACACCAGAGCUUGGGACGGGUGUAUGGUACUGAGUAUGAAGUGAGCAAUUUCAAUCCUUUCAAAAAAUCCCUUGAUAACCAUGAUGCACCAUGCGUGGUAUGUUAUGUCAAGCCACGUGGAUCCAUGCUUAUGGUGCCUGCAAGGAACGAUUGUCCAUCUGGCUGGACUGAGGAGUAUCAUGGGUAUCUCAUGACUGCAUACUACGGCUACAAAUCGCAGCGCGACUUUAUUUGUGUCGAUAAGGAUGCUGAGGCCCGCCCAAACUCUUCGACAGACAGUAAUGGUGCACUUCUGUAUGCCGUGGAAGGUGUUUGUGGCUCACUCCCGUGUCAUCCAUAUGUUAGCGGACGAGAGUUGACCUGUGCUGUAUGCACCAAGUAAGAGGUGAAAUGAUUCUCCUCGUACACAAGGAGACACCUCUGCAGACUAUUGUGAUUAUUUUGAUAUGGAAUCGGUGCUGGUUUUGUGAAUAA
Messenger RNA from Stylophora pistillata, 953 nucleotides. RefSeq lists its product as uncharacterized. The record is from RefSeq and is a predicted model, not a curated record. Lineage: Eukaryota; Metazoa; Cnidaria; Anthozoa; Scleractinia; Pocilloporidae.